CCAGAGAGCAGAGUCAGGGAUCUCCCCAGCACAGACCCUGGGACAGAGCAGGCUCCUCAGAGCUCCGCCAUGUCUGCACCUGCCUCCCAGCCCCAGCGUCCCUGUCCUGUCCUGCUGCUGACCCUUCUGCUGGGACUCACAGGAGCGGCUGCACAGGAGCUGCAGGUGAUCCAGCCUGAGAAGCCAGUGUCUGUCGCUGCUGGAGAGUCGGCCACUCUGCACUGCACUGUCACCUCCCUGCUCCCUGUGGGGCCCAUCCAAUGGUUUAAGGGGGCAGGGCCAGGCCGGGAGCUGAUCUACAACUACUUCGGAGGCUACUUCCCCCGAGUCACAGAUCUCUCGGAUACCACAAAGAGGGACAACAAGGACUUUUCCAUCCGCAUCAGUAAUGUCACCCCAGCAGACGCCGGCACCUACUACUGUGUGAAGUUCCAGAAAUCGACCCCUGUUGAUAAGGAGUACAAGUCUGGACCAGGCACCGAGUUGUCUGUGCGAGCCAGACCUUCCCCCCCUGUGCUAUUGGGUCCUGAGACGAGGGCCGCACCUGGGCAGAUGGUGAGCUUCACCUGCAAGUCCCACGGCUUCUCCCCCAGCAACAUCACCCUGAACUGGUUCAAAAAUGGGAAUAAAUUCCUGCACAUCCAGACCAACGUGGACCCCAGAGGAGAAAGUGUGUCCUUCAGUUUGUCCAGCACAGCCCAGGUGACCCUGGCCCCCGGGGACAUCUACUCUCAGAUCAUCUGUGAGGUGGCCCACAUAAGCCUGCAAGGGGGCCCUCCUCUUCGUGGGACUGCCAACUUGGCUGACACCAUCCGAGUUCCACCCACCCUGGAGGUCACCUCACAGCCCACCAUGGCAGGGAACCAGGUGAACAUCAUCUGCCAGGUGAUGCAGUUCUACCCUCAGAGCCUACAGGUGACCUGGGUGGAGAAUGGAAAUGUGUCCAGGACAGAGACAGCCUCAACCCUGUCAGAGAACAAGGACGGGACCUUCAACGUGACGAGCUGGCUGCUGGUCAACUCCUCUGUGCACAGGGAGGACGUGACGUUCACCUGCCGGGUGGAGCAUGACGGGCAGCCAGCCACCACCAGGAGCUACACCCUGAAGGUCUCUUCAAGUUCCAGGGAGCAAGGCCUGGACAACACCCCCGGUGAGGGAGCAGUGAAGUCUACACUUGUUUCAUACCUCAUAGGCCUGUUCCUUGGCCUCAAGAUCCUACUGGCAGUUGGUGUCUCUGCCAUCUACGUCCACAGGAAGCAGAAGUCCUGACUAUCCUGCAUCACUCCCUGCUACCUUGGACUCUCAGUCUCUGCCACCUUCUUCCUGCUCCAAGGUGCUCAGCCUGAGAGAAGGAGCUGCCCAGAAGCCUCUGUAGCCUCUGCUCCAAAUGUCUCCUCCCAGGACACCAGCCCACAGGCCCCUGUUGCACCUCUGCCCAGUCCUUGAUGCCCCAUGGCUGAGUCUGCACUCAUCAUCCUGAGCAGGGCCAUGGGUCCUGUCUCUGGACAGAAACUCAUGACACCUCCCCAGAUGGUGACAAGCAAGACCCACCUGACCACGUCAGGAAACCUCUUCUCCAUUGCCUCGGGCUUGGCCAUCAAGCACCCCAAGUCCUUGCUCUCAAGAGUCACUCAGCCAUCUUUUUCCUGCCUACCCCUCCUCCCCAGCCUUGUUGAGGUUCUCACAUGAAACUCAUUCUGUUUAAUAUGAAAAAUUAUGCUCCUUCCUCUUUACCUAAGUUUCCUAUGCCUCAAACCCAGCCCAGAAAGAAAAAAGAAAGAAGGUGCACCUUAAAUUCAGUGAUUUUCUUCUUUAACACCUCUGAACAA
Ictidomys tridecemlineatus (thirteen-lined ground squirrel) is the source of this 1829-nucleotide messenger RNA. Lineage: Eukaryota; Metazoa; Chordata; Mammalia; Rodentia; Sciuridae. The record is from RefSeq and is a predicted model, not a curated record.